GUCAUUCAAUUUACCUUCUCCAUGUUGGAUUGUCCCUGUUUUAUUUUGAUGAGGUGAAGAUAGGAUGUUGAUAAUGAGUGCUGAAAUUGAAAUGGCUUCAUUCAGAGUGAGUGCUGUCUGAAUCUGAAUACAUGCCAGCGAGAGAUAACAUUGCUGCCAGACCGUAUGCAAAUUCAAUUGAAGCACCUUAUUCUCUGAAUUUACGCUACUCCUAUCUGAAAUUGUGUUUGAGCUUGUGAGAUUCCUUAUGACAGUCUGCAAACUUAGUUAACUUGUAGCUGCACGACAUCUUAUUUUGAAGGAUUGUUGUUUACGUCAGAAACGAAACAGUUUCAUCUUGAUGAUUUAUUUUGCAUCAUGCAUGCUUUCAUGAAGCUACCAUUGUUGGCGGCUGCAUGCUAGAUUCUUCUUGCCUUGUAUUCUUCAAUGAUUGUAAUAUAGAGAAAGUUUUCCUUAAGGCAUAAAGAAUCAAUCAAUACUCUUGAGGGAUAGGAAGGUUCAUCAUAUGCAAUCAUCUUCUCACCAUCCCAGUGAAAUAUUUAUUGAAAUUGUAAGAAGAGAUUGAGAUAGGAACUGCAUACUGUAGUACAUUUAUCUGUUGAGAUUCUUGUGCAUGUGCAGACCUUACCAAAUUUCCUGCUGCUUUUACAUAUUGGAUAAUAACAAACAUGGAUUAUAAGCCUUCUGCAAUACCAGUGCCACGCAGGUCACUUUUCACUCCAAGAUAUCCUCCUGCUAAAACAUCAGCAUCGCAAGAUGAGACUGACAGUAAGCCUUCAAAAAAAUCGCGGCAUUCUAAAAUCGACACCUCUACAUCAUCAUGGAACGCAAAAGCCAAAAGUGCUGUUGCGAAGAAGGUGGCUAUGAGGGCCGCAGCUGAGGCUGCUGUUCAAAAGACUGCUCCUGCAAAGAGACCUGCUGCAUCCACAACACAACGAAAGUCCAUUAGUAGACCAUCAACAGGUUCCAGCAGUGGUGCAGUAGAUGAGAAUUUCUUCCAAGCUGCCUAUGAAGAUGUCCCUAGUGUUUCAAUAUUCACAACAAAACAGCUGGAGGAUGAUCUUAGUAAGAUGUCUACCAUUCUAAGUAAUGAUAAAGCAGAUUGGGAACUUCGAGUGACAGCAUUGAAGAAAUUACGAGCAUUCAUCAUAGCCGGUGCAGCAGAAUAUGAUUGCUUUGGGCAAUCACUAAGGCAGAUGGAAGAAGCCCUUAUUUUGUCAGUCAAAGAUCUAAGGUCACAGGUCUUACGAGAAGCUUGUGUCACAUUAGCGUUUUUAUCAAUUCGUCUGAAGCGGCAGUUUGACCAUGCUGCAGAGGUUGUCCUUCCCCAUUUAUUUAUUCUCAUUCAGAAUAGUGCAAAGGUCAUGGCCACAUCAAGCAUGGUUGCAAUAGACGUUAUCAUUAGGCAUACACAUUCACCUAGGCUUAUACCCAUUAUGAAAAGCAAUGCAACUUCUAAGUCAACUGCCAUUAGGAAGCAAACGUUUACAUACAUAAGCACGGUAUUGAAUGUAUGGGACACACAUGCAAUGGAGAGGCAUGCUAGCCUUCUCUGUGAGGUCAUUCACAAGGGUAUUGAGGAUGCAGAUUCAGAAGCUAGGGCUGUCUCAAGAAAAGCAUUCUGGAAGUUCUCAGAGCACUUCAAGAGCCAUGCAGACAAGAUGUUUAACAACCUUGAUGCCUCCAAGCAGAAGAUGCUACAAGGAGAGCUGAGCCAGGCAUCCAGCUGUACCUCCCUUGAUGGCAGGCCGCUUUCACGAUCAUCCACAGCCAGUUCACAUGAAAACCUAAGGUUGGCUAGGGACUACAAGACUGCCAGUCUGCCAAGGAGAUCAGUUGCAUCGAGAGCAAGUCGCACUUCAGAUUCUUCGGACAAGCCCGCCCUCUUGAACCAACGUUCCAGCAGUGAGAUCAACUUGGCGGCUGCGUCAAGGGCCCGAUCACGGUACUCGUCGGCAGGUCAGAGGGCAGCCAGUGGGGCGGCAGCACGUAUUUCUAGAUCUAAAUCAACUUCUCGGGAGAGCUUGGCUGCUACUCCCAGAGGAUCCUCUCUUCUUCAAACUCCUAAUGGUCGUGCAGGGAGAACACGAUCGAGAAUUGGGGUUUCCCAAUCACAACCUGGUAGCAGGUCUAACAGCCGGUCCAGCUCACCUUCGACAGCCUCCUCAAGAUAUUCCAACAUUCAGACCAACGGUAGGACAAGGAGGAAGAGUGGAAUUCCAGUGCCUCGUAGUCAAGGGGCAAGCAGAGAGGCCAGUCCUAACAGAUAUGGAUAUGCUAGUGCUCGAGAGAGGCGGCAGAGUGGAUCAUCUCUUGGUCCUGCACAGAGAGAGCCCAAAGAGAAGCAGAACAUCAUGGCCCAGAGAGUCCUGGUUCCUGGCCAAGAUGCAGAGGCUGCCUUAGCUGAUGCUCUGAUAUCUGCCCAGAGAGCCCUCAGGAGCAACUAUGGGUACGGUUACGAUUCUGAUUACUCCGACAAUUUGACCCAGAAAGUGAUGCAAAGGAAGAGAUAUGAAAACUUUUCAGAUGAUGAAAGCGAUGCUUCCAGUGUCUGUUCUGUAGGAUCAUAUGGGUCGGGACCAGCAAAGAUCAUUGAGGAUGUAUCAGAAGUCCUAAACAAGAUGGCAAGUCCUGCAUGGUCAGAGCGGAAAGAAGGGUUAAUAGGUCUUCAGUAUACCCUACAUAGCAACAGAGCACUAAGUCGGUCUGAAAUAAAGAGAAUCACAGAGUUGUUUACAAGGAUGUUUGCUGACCCACAGAGCAAGACAUUCAGCCUGUUCUUAGAGACAUUAGGAGAGUUCAUCAUAGUGCACAAAACUGAGCUACUGGACUGGUUAUUUGUACUCAUCACAAGACUAUUACAGAAGAUGGGGUCAGAUUUAUUAGGUUCUAUUCUCAACAAAAUUCAAAGGACACUAGAAAUUGUCAGGGAAAGCUUCCCAUAUGAGAUUCAAUUUAGGAUACUAACCAAGUACAUUAUGGACCAGACACAAACACCUAACAUGAAGACAAAAGUUGCCAUGUUACGGUACAUGGAGAGUUUGACAGAUGUGAUGGAUCCUGCAGACUUCAGUAACUCAGCAGAAACCAGGUUAGCUGUCUCAAGAAUCAUUGGAUGGACCAAAGAGGCCAAGAGCCCCGAAGUCAGGAGGGCAUCCCAAGCUGUAUUGAUAGCCUUGUUUGAACUCAACACCCCAGAAUUUAGCAUGAUGUUAUCUGUACUACCCAAGACCUAUCAGGAGGGGGCGACCAAGCUCUUGCGCAAUGACCUGCGUAUAGCAUCCACCAUUGAUGAUGAGAUUACUGCUCAGGAGUAUAGAAGUAAAGCUUCCCCAAGAUCAGCCUUGAAAGCUUCCCCUCGAUCAACAGGUUCCUCACCCCGUGGCAGCUAUGCCAGCAACGGCCCUCCAGACACUGAGUUCCUCAACUCAGAAGACAUCUAUGACUCACUCCGCCGAACCACCGCUGAAAUACAGAACUACAUGCACAGCAGCCGCGAUGAUCUUGAUCAUGUCGCAGUCAGCAAGGAAACGAGAGUGGACAGUGAUGAGGUAUUGCCUGACCUGGUGCCAGGCAUAAGAGUGGACAGUCCCGAGGGCAAGGUCAAGGAGUACCUGGAGUACCGCAUGGUACCUGACCCAGACUCCAUGCUGUCACCCCCACCGAUCACCCACAGUAGAUCAUGCGGGGACUACCGUACAGUAAGCGGUGCACGCUCUCCCACCCCACAAAAAAAGCUCCCAGCUGCCUCUUCCCAAGCUAAGUCCCAUAGCAAAGGCAGACCCACAUUGAAAAUCCCAUCAGCAAGUGGGCGGGGGUCACGCAACCAAUCCCCUGCUGCCAAGAACAGAGUCCGUGCACGUUCCCAGUCCCCAUCUCCCCCUGCUCGUGCUAAUCAAUGUUUCACAGAUUAUGAUCAUGCCUCUCCUACCCCACCAGUCUUCUCUCCAGAUUCCUAUUCUGAACCUGCCUAUAACCCCCUUCCUAUGUCCACCAAUGCUUUGUAUCGUGAGUCUGCUUCUCCUGUCUCUUCUCGUAGAAAUCAUCCGGCCUCAGGGGAUGGACAUGGCAUAGCAGAUACAAUGGGUAGAAUGACAUUGACUGAUGGAAACUAUGAGGAUGAAACUUUCCAUGAAGAUCACCAAGAUAUACUGGUUCCUCUACUGACUGAACUAUCAAAUCACAAUGGAAGGUUUGAAGAGAGAAAGAAUGCCAUGAUGCAGUUAAUCCGCCUCACUCGGUCUGAGAGCCUGUCGCUUUGGGAUGACCACUUCAAGACAGUUCUCCUUCUAAUGCUAGAAACCUUGGGAGAUGUAGAGUCAUCAAUACGAGCCAUGGCAUUGCGUGUCCUUAGAGAGAUCUUGAGGAAUCAACCUGGUCGCUUUAAGGAUUAUGCUGAGCUCACUAUUCUCAAGAUAUUAGAGGCACAUCGUGACCCACACAGUGAAGUUGUAAGGCAAGCAGAAGAGACUUCGGCCACCCUAGCUAUUUCCAUUGCCCCUAGCCAGUGUGUCCGAGUCCUAUGUCCCAUCAUCCAAACUGCUGACUGUCCUAUCAACCAGGCUGCCAUCAAGAUGUUGACCAAGAUUGUUGAAUUAAUGUCAGAAGCAGACCUAAUGGAAAUCUUACCUGAGGUGAUAGCUGUUCUACUCAAGUCCUAUGACCACACUGAGAGUAGUGUCCGCAAGGCCAGUGUCUUUUGUCUUGUGGCCAUCCACAACAUCAUAGGUGAUAAACUCAAAGAGAAACUAGCAGAUCUACCAGGAUGCAAGAUGAAACUGUUGAACCUGUAUAUCAAGCGUGCUCAAGCAGAAAAAGACGCUCAGACGCCUUCUCCAAGUAGUCCUUCUGCUUUAUCAACUGGAAGCAGAUAGUACCCAUCCUAAUAUUAGACUUUAUACACCAGCACACACGCAACUUUGGAUGGGACUAUUGGUAGAGACCUGAGCAUAGACUCCGAAUCAGUGCACAGUCACAAUACAGUUUAUCAGUCAAAAGUGUAUAUUGGUUUCAAUUACCCCCAAGUUAAUAUAUUGUCAGCUAACCCAGCAGCACCACAUAAUCACCUACAGCACAUGGUAAUCUAUUUAUGGGACUGUACAGAGAGAACUAAUAAAAAACUAAUGAAGAAUCUACUUGGAAUUUUGUCUGCUUGACCUGCAAGAAAUGGAUAUAUGGUUUCCUUUAGCUAAUAUUUGCAUACUACUUUGUGUCUGACUGUUGUAAAGUAUGAAGAAAUCAAUCAAUUAGUCCAUUUCUAAUUUAUCUAUUUCCACUGUUGGUAAAAUAUAUUUUCAGAUACCUUCAUUAAGUUGCUGUAAAUCAGGUGGAAUAGCCAUAAACCCCACAUAUUCACAUUACCCUAAUACAACUCACCAUGGGUCCAACUCCAGGGGAAAAGGUUACUAAAUUCUACACCUUUAUCAACAUUUUCUUCCAAAUCCAUUGAACCUGGCUUGAAUAUCAAA
This is a messenger RNA of Lytechinus variegatus (green sea urchin), 5468 nucleotides long. RefSeq names its product CLIP-associating protein 1-A-like (gene clasp1). The transcript is spliced from 33 exons. Gene Ontology annotation, molecular function: microtubule binding. Lineage: Eukaryota; Metazoa; Echinodermata; Echinoidea; Temnopleuroida; Toxopneustidae. Gene Ontology annotation, cellular component: spindle microtubule; mitotic spindle; cytoplasmic microtubule. Gene Ontology annotation, biological process: mitotic spindle assembly. Bases 669 to 4874 code for a protein of 1401 amino acids. The record is from RefSeq and is a predicted model, not a curated record.